AUGAAAAUAGCCAAAGCUAAAUUUAGAGAUCAAGAAGUCAACUGCUGUCUCGAACCGAGAUUUUGGGGCCAAUUAUGUGUAGCAAUAAAAUUCUCAAGCAAAGAUAGUAGAUUUUUCAGGAAGAUGACUACACAUCCGAUUGGAUGGCCACUUACUUUCACUUCAAGUGUAGAAUGUAGUCGAUUUAGCAAACGAUAUACUAAUACAUCUAUCACAAUUCCAACCCAGGACAACUCUUCGUAUCAAAUUCUUACCGGAAGGAAAGGAAAAUCCAUAGUAGUACCUGUGUAUAAUAAUAAUCAGUUGGGUUCUUCUGAUUUGUAA
Messenger RNA from Paraglomus occultum, 324 nucleotides. The record is from the annotation of a GenBank genome assembly. NCBI's taxonomy places the organism in Eukaryota, Fungi, Glomeromycota, Glomeromycetes, Paraglomerales, Paraglomeraceae.